This is a messenger RNA of Paramecium primaurelia, 324 nucleotides long. The record is from the annotation of a GenBank genome assembly. Lineage: Eukaryota; Ciliophora; Oligohymenophorea; Peniculida; Parameciidae.
AUGCACAAUCAUAUAAAUUCUUUUUUUAUUUUUAUUUCCAUUAUAAUUCUUCUUAAUUUUACUUAGAUUCAUCUAAAUUAGUAAUUGGUUUAAUAAAUAUGUUUAUAAUAUCUAUUUCUUUUUCAAUAAUUUAUUAUUUUUUAGCAUAUUUUAGAGGUAUAUUAGCAAUAAGAUUUUUUUCAAUUGUUGCUUAAAGUGAUGAAAACUUUUAAAGAUGAUCACAAUCUAUAAUACAUUUAGAUGAUGUUGGAACUUUAAGUGUUAAAUUAAAUUAUAAUUUUUGAGGCAAAAAUUCUUUAGUGUAUAAAAAUUCUUCUAAUAUGA